Molecule: messenger RNA, 2316 nt
Organism: Solanum verrucosum
Lineage: Eukaryota; Viridiplantae; Streptophyta; Magnoliopsida; Solanales; Solanaceae
Product: polyubiquitin 11
Exons: 4
Coding region: 91-2148 (685 amino acids)
Biological process (GO): protein ubiquitination; modification-dependent protein catabolic process
Cellular component (GO): cytoplasm; nucleus
Molecular function (GO): protein tag activity; ubiquitin protein ligase binding
Source: RefSeq, a predicted model, not a curated record
CAUUAACACCUAUAAAAGGAGGGUUUCUGUAACCCCAAUUCAUUCAUUGAUUUCUCAUCUCCUCAGAUUCCUCAAAAAAAACCUCUCAAGAUGCAGAUCUUUGUCAAAACCCUCACUGGAAAGACUAUCACCCUUGAGGUGGAAAGCUCAGACACCAUUGACAACGUUAAAGCCAAGAUCCAGGACAAGGAAGGCAUUCCCCCGGACCAGCAGAGGCUGAUCUUUGCAGGCAAGCAGCUUGAAGACGGCCGUACUCUAGCCGAUUACAAUAUUCAGAAGGAGUCAACUCUCCACUUGGUGCUCCGUCUUCGUGGUGGGAUGCAGAUCUUUGUCAAAACCCUCACUGGAAAGACGAUCACCCUCGAGGUUGAAAGCUCCGACACCAUUGACAAUGUUAAGGCUAAGAUCCAGGACAAGGAAGGCAUUCCCCCAGACCAGCAAAGGCUGAUCUUUGCUGGCAAGCAGCUUGAGGACGGCCGGACCCUUGCUGAUUACAACAUCCAGAAGGAAUCAACCCUUCACUUGGUGCUCCGUCUUCGUGGUGGAAUGCAAAUUUUCGUGAAGACUUUGACCGGAAAGACCAUCACCCUUGAGGUUGAAAGCUCCGACACUAUUGACAACGUUAAAGCCAAGAUCCAGGACAAGGAAGGCAUUCCCCCAGACCAGCAAAGAUUGAUCUUUGCCGGAAAGCAGCUUGAGGACGGCCGGACCCUUGCUGAUUACAACAUCCAGAAGGAGUCAACCCUUCACUUGGUCCUUCGUCUUCGCGGUGGGAUGCAAAUCUUUGUGAAGACCUUGACUGGCAAGACUAUUACACUUGAGGUGGAAAGUUCUGACACCAUUGACAAUGUUAAGGCCAAAAUUCAGGACAAAGAAGGUAUUCCACCAGACCAGCAGAGGUUGAUCUUUGCCGGAAAGCAGCUUGAGGAUGGCCGGACCCUUGCUGAUUACAACAUCCAGAAGGAGUCAACCCUUCACUUGGUCCUGCGUCUCCGUGGUGGGAUGCAAAUCUUCGUGAAGACCUUGACUGGCAAGACUAUUACCCUUGAGGUGGAAAGUUCAGACACCAUUGACAACGUUAAGGCUAAGAUCCAGGACAAGGAGGGCAUCCCUCCAGACCAGCAGAGACUGAUCUUUGCCGGAAAACAGCUUGAAGAUGGCCGUACUCUCGCUGAUUACAAUAUCCAGAAGGAGUCCACUCUUCACUUGGUGCUCCGUCUUCGCGGUGGGAUGCAGAUAUUUGUUAAAACCCUCACUGGAAAGACAAUUACCCUUGAGGUUGAAAGCUCCGACACCAUUGACAACGUUAAAGCCAAGAUUCAGGACAAGGAAGGCAUUCCCCCAGACCAGCAAAGGUUGAUCUUUGCUGGAAAGCAGCUUGAGGAUGGCCGGACCCUUGCUGAUUACAAUAUCCAGAAGGAGUCAACUCUUCACUUGGUCCUCCGUCUCCGUGGUGGAAUGCAGAUCUUUGUCAAAACCUUGACUGGCAAGACUAUUACACUUGAGGUUGAGAGCUCCGACACCAUCGACAAUGUUAAGGCCAAGAUUCAGGACAAAGAGGGUAUCCCACCAGACCAGCAGAGGUUGAUCUUUGCCGGAAAGCAGCUUGAGGACGGUCGUACCCUUGCUGAUUACAACAUCCAGAAGGAAUCCACCCUUCACUUGGUCCUCCGUCUUCGCGGUGGGAUGCAAAUCUUUGUCAAAACCUUGACUGGCAAGACUAUUACCCUGGAGGUGGAAAGCUCUGACACCAUCGACAAUGUUAAGGCCAAGAUUCAGGACAAAGAGGGCAUCCCUCCAGACCAGCAAAGGUUGAUUUUUGCUGGCAAGCAGUUGGAAGAUGGAAGGACACUGGCCGAUUACAAUAUUCAGAAGGAAUCGACCCUUCAUCUUGUGUUGAGGCUCAGGGGAGGUAUGCAGAUUUUUGUGAAGACCUUGACUGGGAAAACCAUCACUUUGGAGGUGGAGAGUUCUGAUACUAUUGACAACGUGAAGGCCAAGAUUCAGGACAAGGAGGGAAUCCCACCAGACCAGCAGAGGCUGAUCUUUGCAGGGAAACAGCUCGAAGAUGGUAGGACUUUGGCUGACUACAACAUCCAAAAGGAGUCUACUCUGCACCUUGUCCUCCGUCUCCGUGGUGGUUUUUAGAGGGUCUGUUCUCAAUGGUAGUGCCUGUGUCUUUGGUCAGUUUGCAGCAGUGUUUUGUUCAUGAACUAGCUUGUUUCCUUUUGUGAUCUUGUGAUGUUUCCCAACAGAUCAUAAACUUUCAUGUUUCUCUUUUUGUGAAUAAUAAUGUCAACAUUUUGAUGUUAAAAA